AUGGUUUGCGAUCGACCUCCUCGGUUCCCACAUGGUUUAGCGUACCAGAUGGUAGGGAAGCAACCAUAUCCGUAUUUGUGGCUGACCCUGAUCAUGAUGCUGGGAUACAGGAUCUAUCAUCGCGGCGUCAUUUUGUGUCGCGUUGAGCCGAUGAAUGCAUACCUUAUUAAUUUUCCCCUGCCUAUGGGCUCGCUACGGCUCCGAUCUCACACAAAACACCCUCGCGCUGCAGGUGAUUCAUGUGACGAAUGGAGAUGCGAACACCACUACCCACCCCUUGAUGGCAGAACCUUAUGCGCAUAUGUGACACUGUGGCACGAUGCCGAUACCACAGAUCGUUGGGUUGAUGCCAAUUAG
Messenger RNA from Fusarium graminearum PH-1, 357 nucleotides. RefSeq lists its product as uncharacterized. The record is from RefSeq and is a predicted model, not a curated record. The transcript is spliced from 2 exons. The coding region runs from base 1 to 357 and encodes 118 amino acids. NCBI's taxonomy places the organism in Eukaryota, Fungi, Ascomycota, Sordariomycetes, Hypocreales, Nectriaceae.